Messenger RNA from Clonostachys solani, 3483 nucleotides. Lineage: Eukaryota; Fungi; Ascomycota; Sordariomycetes; Hypocreales; Bionectriaceae. The record is from the annotation of a GenBank genome assembly.
AUGGAUUCAUUUCUCCCUCUCGGCGGCUUCCAGCUGCCCUUCCAGCAACGGCUUAGCCGAUUGUACAACGACACCAAGAAGUCAAGCGACUUUGUCAAGGAGCCUUUCCAGAAUGAAGAAGAUCCCGACAUCAAGGCCUUGCAUCGGAAGCUGCGCAUUCAAAAGGACCGGUUGGUGAGCUGGGGACUUGAGUGGUCGGAUCCCAAGUCUGCUGAGAUUGAUGAGUCGUUAUCAAACGCAGGCUUGAGUGAGGUCGUCGCCAGUGUCAUGUCGACAAUCAAAGACAUUCUUGCAGAAGCGGAACCUCUGUGGCUUAGCUCCAAGCAUCUCACAGAGCCAAACCGGCCGUCUGCAGAUCGUAAACCCCCUCUCGUUCGAUGGGACAAGACUCGGUUCGAAGACCUGGUUCGCGACCUUACCUCCUCCAUCGACACACUUUACGAUCUAUCCCGUACUCGGUCUAUGGGGGCCACUCCGCGUCCACCACCCAAGGUCCCGCCAAAGGACCCAUUGCCCAGCCAGGACUUCAGGCCUUUCGAGUCAAGCCGAAUGCAAACUCCCCAGUCAAUACGUCCUGACUCUUUGACGCAUCUUCGACCUCGCCAAGGCAAAGAAGGUGCCAUCGAGAGAGAGGUGGUCUUCAUGAGCAAGACUGCCUACUCGGAGCUCACCCACGGUACAGCACGAGAGCCAUGGGCUCCAUUGUUAUUAGAGUACGCCACAUACGACUCGAUUUAUUCUAUUACCGGCAUUUCGCCACCCAUGGAUCGCUUUGAGAAGCUAUCUGCCGCCCUUCAGCAGGACCCUCAGCUGUCUCCUGAUACCUGGACAGGUCUACCUCGCCUACUUGGAUAUUUUGAAGAUCUUGAAAACUCCCGCUUUGGUCUCGUCUACCGAUUUCCACCAUCAUUCAACGCUGUUUCUUUUGAACAUGUCACCAAAAAUCCCUUCUACAGUCUGCCAACACUAGCGGAUGUUCUGAAUCAACCAGACGCAGAACCUCCCCUCGAAGCCAAGUUCAGGCUUGCUCAUAACCUGGCAAACACUGUCUUUGACAUGCAUGCUCGUGGCAUAACCCACGGCAACUUAACCCCAAAGAAUGUCUGCUUCAGCGACUCUGUCACUAGGCCAACUGUCACAAUUGGGGAAAUUGACGUUCGACGACCGCUAGUGUCCUCGUUUGACAUCUUUCCCGAAGACGGGAAUAACUCCGCCGAUGCCUCCCUUAUAAGCCCACGAGAGCCUCAGUACCCCGGUUCGAAAAUGGCCGGAAACGAGCGUACUCGUGAGUUUCUCUCACUGGCGACAGUAUUGCUUUCAGUUGGGCUCUGGCUUCCUCUGGAGAGCAUCACAAACAUCAACGCUUCUGGGUCCAUUUCUCAGCCGAUGCUUAAGCAACUCUCGCAGAAGUGUGGAUCCUUAUAUACACGGGCGGUGCAGGCAUGCUGCUCCGUGAUGGAGCAGGAGAAGUUGGGGAAUUCUUCCAUCGAGGAUCUACUUUCCUCAGCCCAGACAAAAAUAUCUAAAUAUCUCGAAGCAUGCUGCGUCUUGGAUGGCGACAAUGAGUUGGAUGAUAGAACCAACCCUGAGCUGCAACAGAGCCAGCCUAAAUCUCAAUCCAACCUGCCAGUAGCCACCCCCCCUCCUGUAGGGUCCUCCAAGGACUUGCGAGAUGUCAAGUCGCCGGCGUUAUUUUCACCACCCCCCGCCACCCCCGAUCCGAUGACCAAAGGCAGAGAAGCUGUCAAGGUUGAGACAAACGACCUUGAUGCCCGGCAGAAGGCGGCAAGUAAAUCUGAAGCCAAGCUAAAGCUAUAUCCACACAUUCCUCUCCCACCCGAUGCCGUCGACAAGUGGAAUACAAUCCUCAUGCCUCAAAUUAAUCUCGCCCUGAAACAAUUUUACCGCAAACAUCCGGAGUCUGUCGAAAUAUCCUUGGAAUCCGUUGGACCCUCGCCAGCGAUGACGAAGCCCACAGUCCUUGUUGUCUGUACAUCUGUCGGCAAAGUCCGUGCAAUUCUCAAGAAGCGCGUCGGUGACUUGUUCGACGAGUCGACCGGCUUUGCUUUGAAGGUGUGCCGAGGACAAGUCCUGCGCUCUCGCAGAGAUUCAUCGUUCCCUGUUAGGUCUAUGGCGAAUAGAAGCCACGUUUCAGCCGACAACGCCGAUGAUGGGGAGAUAGAUGCCAUCAACCCCGAGUUCCAACAAAGACCAGGGAAUGGUGCAAGCAUUGGAGCAUGGAUUGGCGAUCGACACCUACCUCCUGUCAGCUUCGGUGGACUUGUGCUUGUCGAUGACAAGGCAUAUGGAAUGACAGUUCACCACAUGCUUGAUGACCCAGAUCGAGACUUUGGCCAAGACGAGCCGACUAGGAGCAGUGCUGUACCAGGCCAUGAAUGGUUUGAUCAGUCAGUUGCCGGCAGCAGCGCCGAUGAUGACUUCUCCUACGAGCUUUCAGAUACAGAAUCCGAGGCAUACUCUGAAUCAGAUAUAACCAGUGACUGGGGCGACGAGGAGGACGAGGAGGAUUCAUUUGAGCCUGGUGACAUUCCUGGUAUUGAACCUGGCUGUGGCGACGGAUAUAUCGUCACGCAGCCAGCGCUUGACGAUGUUGAGGAGGGAUUUUAUCCUUCCAGCGAGACUGAGGAUGAGGACCAUCUGGAUACCUUCAGCCUGGGAGAGAUGUUCGCCUCGAGUGGAAUUCGUCGAAAGGAGGUCAACGGGUUGGUGCAUGAGGUGGACUGGGCUUUGUUUGAGUUCUCUUCAGAUCGCGUUCCAGAGGAUAAUUUCAUCCCUCGCUCAAAAGGCUUCACAACAGCACGGUCAAAGGCAAGUGCCAUUCUGCAUCCUACUGCGGUCGCUCCCUUUUCAUCCCUACCUGGGCUGGAGGUGCAGUGUAUUGCUAGGACAAGCGGGCUGCAGACAGGCCAGAUCUUGCCUACCCUGACCAGCGUCAAAAUUUAUGGACGCACUUCACCGAGCCACACGUACCAGAUCGCAAGCCUUCCUGCCUCCAAGAUACCAGAGCAUGAUGAGAGCCCAAGGGCCCCGAUCGGUAUACCAGGCGAUAGUGGAGCAUGGAUUGUCGAUCAUCGCAAUGGUCAGCUCUGCGGCCAUGUCCUUGCCUGGAGUCAACGCAAACGAGUUGCGUACAUCUGCCCCAUGGACGUGCUGCUCAUGGACAUCGCUGAAACUCUGGAUGCUACCGAGAUCAAGCUACCUACAGGCGAGGUCAUCCUCUCCUCUGCCCAGUCUGUCCAAAAGCGAGGGCGAUAUCCUGGAUCAACCUCUGACGGCGAGGAUGAAACAGACUUCUGUGAAGACGAAGUUGCCCCUACGCUCUCCAAAAUCUCACAAAACCCACCCAGCACCGGCCUAGUUAGCAGCCAAGAUGCCUCGAGCUCACUCCGGAUGAGCUCUCAGGGUAAUAUCGCCGCCCUCAAUCGCACAAUGAAAGAGCUUCGAGUUGAUUGUGGCAUCGGU